CUCUCUUUGAUUUUAUAUAAAUAGGGUCUCCUCUCUACGGAGCAGGAUCUCUACUCUAACUGGGCAAUGGGAGUUCUUUGAUCUGAGGUCCCUCAAAAGCCGUGCAGCUCUGUACAAACGCGGUCCCAGAGCUUGUUCGCGUCGUGCCGACCAGUGGCCAGAUAGAUAGCAGACAACAAGUCGCUGCGGCCUCAUUAUUGUUGUUUGCAAAAUAUCAAAAGCACAUCUUCUACUGUUUAUACCCAAUUUCAUUCUCGGCAACUUAUUUCUAUGCGGUUUUCGAAAUGCGCUUCUCAAAACUUCUGGCAGUGGCUUGCCUUGUAGCUAGUUGCUAUUGCAGUGACUGGCUCACGCAAGAAUGGGACGUGAUUAUUGUUGGAGCGGGUUCAGCUGGAAUUAUUGUUGCGGAGCGAAUGUCUUCAGCGGGCCGCAAAACGCUCCUGAUCGAGGGUGGUGGGCCCUCCUAUGGCAUUACGGGUGGUGAUCUUGACAGUCGAAGACCAGCCUGGCUCAAUGGGACAAACCUGUCAAGGGUUGACGUACCCGGCCUUUACAAGUCGAUAUUCGCCGAUGGAGGCGGCCUCACCUGCGAGUCACUUGUGAAUGCUUACCUAGGAUGCACAAUUGGUGGAAGUUCUGCAAUCAAUGCCGGUCUUUUCUUCCAACCACCUGCCAGUGAUUUCGAUCUUUACUUUCCCCAAGGAUGGAAGUCUGCCGACAUGGGUACAGCCAUACAGCGACUGUAUGCAAUGCAGCCCUCGACCAGUGUUACUUCUCAAGAUGGAAAACGAUACCUUCAAUCAGGAUACGAUGCAGCAAAGAAGUGGAUUGUCGAUGGGGUGCAGUUCCAAGAUGUGGAUAUCAAUGCUGAAGCUGACAACAAAACCGGAGUAUUCGGAUAUCCAAUAUUUGAUUAUUCAAACGGGCAAAGAGGGGGGCCGACGGUGAACUAUCUGGAACUAGCUUCUCAGCGGAACGACUUCCACUUGCAGAUUAACACUCUCGUCGUUCGCGUAGAAAGGGAGGGAGAGCACUCGACGGGGGUUACGGUUCUGAUAAACGGUACCGAGUCGACCGUUCAACUUUCCACAACUGGUCGUGUCAUUCUCAGUGGAGGAGCGCUGAGGAGUCCAAGUCUUCUGAUGUUCUCUGGUAUUGGCCCACCUGAAGAACUUUCUGCCCUGUAUUCUUCUGGACGGUUACCCCUCAACAGUUCUGAUUGGAUUAACUCCACUGCAGUCGGAAAUGGCCUUUUUGAUAACCCAAACACUUUUAUUGAAUUGGAAGGGGACAGCAUACAGUCCUUCACCUAUUCAUACGAUAAUCCUUCGCCGGUGGACAAACAACUGUACCUCCAACAAAGAAGCGGACCUUAUUCUUUUGGCAGCGAAACAUCCGUUUUCUGGGACACACUCACUCGUCCCGAUGGUAGCACGGUCACCUUUCAAGGCACCAUUGACUCAGCAGGAUACAGUGACUUUGCUUCUAACAACACUAUCACCCUCAAUGUCUACGGUACUAGCGGUCUCAAAUCAAAAGGCAAAGUCGUACUCGAUUCAAAUUUCAUCCCCGGUCCAAGCAGCGAGGUCUACUACUCGGAUCCACAAGAUGCAAAGGAUAUCUCGAGUUUCAUAUACAAGAUCUUUCAAGGAUUACCCGGCUCUGGACUCACAUCCCUGAAUAUUCCACAAAACGCAACGCAGCAACAGAUCGAGACGUACAUCACGACCCCUUCACCCUAUGCCCGAGGGAUGGUCAACCACUGGACCUCAAGUUGUAGGAUUGGGGAAUGUGUAGAUGUGAACACGACGGUCAUUGGAAUGCAGAACUUGCACGUCGUAGAUGGUAGCAUCGUCGCGCCCCUCUCGGUAAACCCACAGUUUGGCAUCAUGGCUGUUGCUGAGAGAGCUUCGGAGCUGAUCUUGGCUCUUGAUGGCUGAGGCUCGUGUGAGCAUUCAUGUUCAGGAAUCAGGGCCAUCUGGCCUUGGAGUUAGAUACUUAAUAUCUUCAUCAGAAGAGCGCAGACAGGAUGACAGAAGCCCGUGUGAUGCGGAGGGGAGGUCCGCGUGUAUAUCGCCCGACCCCCUGGCCCAACCGCGCAGGACUCAUUGUAAAUAACUUCCAAUCACCUCUGUCUUCUACACUUAGACAUGGAGAAGGCUGUAUUGUAAUGCACAGCCUCAUGAGAAAUCCACACCAAAAUACCUAUAUACCUAC
Amorphotheca resinae ATCC 22711 is the source of this 2217-nucleotide messenger RNA. RefSeq lists its product as hypothetical. Gene Ontology annotation, molecular function: oxidoreductase activity, acting on CH-OH group of donors; flavin adenine dinucleotide binding. The transcript is spliced from 3 exons. Bases 285 to 1940 code for a protein of 551 amino acids. NCBI's taxonomy places the organism in Eukaryota, Fungi, Ascomycota, Leotiomycetes, Helotiales, Amorphothecaceae. The record is from RefSeq and is a predicted model, not a curated record.